AUUUCAACACUACCAAAUGGUAAUUGCGCUGUUGUGUUUAUUCUGUUUGUUCGUCGUGUCUUACUUUACAGGUUCUCCGGAUCCAUCGGAGCAAUAUGGAAGAUGAGAAGUGCCGCAUGCUGGUAAACCACCUGCUGGAUCAUCCAUCCCUGCUGGAGCUCGACCUCUCACACAAUCUCAUAGGGGAUCGAGGGGCGCGAGCUAUCGGCAAACUCCUCAACUGUAGCUGUCUAGAGACACUGAACAUUUAUGACAACCGGAUCAGUGGACGAGGAGCCCAAGCCUUAGCCCAUGCCCUCUCCAAAAACACCUCCCUAGUGUCACUCAACUUGAGACUGAACCAGCUAGGCGACGAAGGCGGCCAGGCUAUAGCUCAGGCCCUGCUAAAAAAUCAGACUCUGGUAAACCUUCAUUUAGGGGCCAAUGAGAUGACGGAGCCCACAGCCACAGCACUCUCACAGGUCUUAGUACAGAACACGACUCUGAGGAGCCUCAACCUGUCCUGCAACAAACUGGGAACAGAUGGAGGGAAAGUCCUGGAAGAAGAGAUGUCGCACAACAGCAGCCUGCUGGAGUGUGAUAUUCGCCUCACUGAAAUGAGCCUGGAGAGCGAGUACUGCAUCCGUGAGGUACUGUGCACCAAUCGGGACAAAGCCCGGCACAAACACGCACAGGACACAGCAGACACCAAAUAAACCCACUGUUUGAGAUGUAGCUCAUGUGUUAAAUAUCACACUGAGAAAAGGACAUUUUACUAGGAGCACUAUGUAUGUGUACUGAAUGUAUAAAGUAUUGUUACAAAAAAGUUUCAAUAAGUACAAAUUCGAUAAGUUUGACAUGAUCUGCAGUCCUGAAUAAUAAUAAUACAUGUCUAUUAAAUUCUAGCAUGCAGGUACUAGCAAUGAUCUCAUGCACUAUAGCUCGCAAUGAAGAUUUCUGUCAAAAACAGUGGAGACGUGGUGAGUAAGAGUCUCAAAAUGUGAGUAAGGAACAUUUAUCACAAUGGAGUGAGGGACUGAAGUGCAGAAUGGAGACAGACGCUGCGAAUACCAGCCUGUAUUCUGCAUGCCCACAUGAGACCAGCCAAUCUGUUCAUCUUAAAACCAUCUGAA
This is a messenger RNA of Ictalurus punctatus (channel catfish), 1112 nucleotides long. RefSeq names its product dynein regulatory complex subunit 5-like. NCBI's taxonomy places the organism in Eukaryota, Metazoa, Chordata, Actinopteri, Siluriformes, Ictaluridae. The coding region runs from base 96 to 695 and encodes 199 amino acids. Gene Ontology annotation, molecular function: protein binding. The transcript is spliced from 2 exons. The record is from RefSeq and is a predicted model, not a curated record.